This is a messenger RNA of Fraxinus pennsylvanica, 435 nucleotides long. The record is from the annotation of a GenBank genome assembly. NCBI's taxonomy places the organism in Eukaryota, Viridiplantae, Streptophyta, Magnoliopsida, Lamiales, Oleaceae.
AUGAAGAAAGCAGCUAGUAUUGCACUCUGCUUGGCAGUGGUGGUUCUGUUGCUAGGUGAAUUGCACGAGACAGAGGCGGUUAAUUGCAGUCCACUGGAGCUGAGUUCAUGCGCCGAAGCGAUAAUGAUGUCGCUGCCUCCCUCGGGUGCCUGUUGCAGUAAGCUGAAGGAGCAGGAGCCUUGCCUUUGUGGGUAUAUAAAAGAUCCAAGCCUGAGUCAACAGAAAUACGCUGGUUCUAAGGAUCACUUGGAUGGAAUUCAAGGCCCUGGAAAAUGCAAUGCAAGUGUAGUGGUUCCAGUACUUGUGAAUGCUGGGGAUGGAUAUGGAGCUAGAGGAUUCGUGAAUUCUACAAAGUUGGAUCGAGGCAUCCAGCAGCGUUUUGAGAUCAGAAGGAAGAUGGACGACAAAGAUUGCAAUGAAUGCAUUGAAUCGUAG